UCUCUCUCACUCACUCACUCACUACUUUCAACUCCCAUUCUUCUUUACUUUUACAUCCUCCCAAGUCCCCAUCCUUUCUAUCUUCCACUGAUUUCAUCAAAGUUCCAAACAACAGCUUCGAGCCAGCCAGCGAUGUCCGUCGCCGCCGGAAUCUCUGAUCCAGAGAAAGUCUACAAGAAGCUGUUCCAUAGGCGCAACGACUCCGGCGAGCUCGACGUGUUCGAGGCCACCAGGUACUUCGCCGGCGCUACCGAAGUUCCGGGCUACAGAACCGGCGGCACAGCUUUCACUCACAAAAUGAUCAUGAGCGAAGAGAAGCUGCGAACCUGGAGAGGCGGCCGAGUCAGCUUGGACAUGCCGCUGAGGAAAGCAGUGGAUUCCCAGAUUCAUGCGGCGGGGGAGAAGCAGAUGAUCAAAGAGAAGAAGACGAAGCAGCCGAGAUCGCCAGGCGGCAAGCUUGCCAGCUUCCUCAACUCUCUCUUCAGCCAAACGGCUUCCAAGAAGAAGAAAUCCAAGUCCACCACCCAGUCUGUGAAGGACGAAGACGAGAGCCCCGGCGGCCGCCGCCGCCGCCGCAGCAGCAUCAGCCACUUCCGGAGCAGCUCCACGGCCGAUUCCAAGUCCAUUUAUUCGUUGUCAAGCUCCGGGUUCAGAACGCCGCCGCCAUUUGCAGAGGUCCGCAAAUUGGUAUCUUAUUCCAAAUUCAACGCCCUCGCCAAUGCCAAGCCCGCCAUUAACGACGAUAAAAGAAGAAUGGAUUAUCCAGCUCUGGAUGCAAAGCUGAAGAAUUUUGAUAAUGGGUUCUCGGAGAAGAAGUGUUCCAGGAAGUUUGAAGAGGUUGACGAUGGUGGAGAGAGCGAUUCGAGCUCGGAUUUGUUCGAGUUGGAGAACUAUGAUUUGGGUUACUGUUCAAGCGAUCCACCAGUUUAUGAAACGACCCGUCUGGAUAGCAUCAAGAUGGCUGCACCAAUUUCCAAUGGUGCAUUCUAGUACUAAUUACUGUAAUUUUCCUUUUUCUUUUUCUCUGUUCUUUCUUUUCAAUGCCUGCCAUUAAUUAAUGUUGUUAGAUUAUGAUCUUAGAUUUUGCUUUUUCGUGUGUCCUUUCGUAAGCUCUCCGGACCUUUCUCUCUGUCUGUACAGUUUGGAAUGUUGGCUUGUCUCUGAUUUAUCUGAUCAAAUUUUCUUAAAUAAUUAUUAUUA
This is a messenger RNA of Diospyros lotus (date-plum), 1200 nucleotides long. RefSeq names its product protein BIG GRAIN 1-like E. The record is from RefSeq and is a predicted model, not a curated record. Gene Ontology annotation, biological process: auxin-activated signaling pathway. The transcript has a single exon. The coding region runs from base 133 to 990 and encodes 285 amino acids. Lineage: Eukaryota; Viridiplantae; Streptophyta; Magnoliopsida; Ericales; Ebenaceae.